Suncus etruscus (white-toothed pygmy shrew) is the source of this 4301-nucleotide messenger RNA. It is a transcript of the gene SCAF1, whose product is annotated as SR-related CTD associated factor 1. The record is from RefSeq and is a predicted model, not a curated record. Gene Ontology annotation, molecular function: RNA polymerase II C-terminal domain binding. NCBI's taxonomy places the organism in Eukaryota, Metazoa, Chordata, Mammalia, Eulipotyphla, Soricidae. The transcript has 11 exons. Bases 25 to 4068 code for a protein of 1347 amino acids.
CGCAGCCCGAGCGGCGGGGUGACCAUGGAGGAAGAAGAUGAGUCUCGAGGGAAAACAGAGGAGUCAGGCGAGGAUCGGGGUGACGCUCCUCCAGACAGGGACCCCCCGCUUCCUCCUUCUGCCUUUAUUCUGCGGGCCAUUCAGCAAGCCGUGGGGGUUUCUCUGCAUGCUGAGGAGAAAGAGGCCUCUGGGUGCCCGGGGCUUCGAUGGAGGCGCUGCCGAAGCCCUCGGGCUGAGUCGGGUCCCCGGGAAUCAGGCGGGACCGGCUCUGCUACUGGGAUGGAUGUGGCAGCCGAUAGCUUCCUGGCAGGACUAGUGAACAUCCUGGAGCCCCCGGACACGUGGGUGCCCAGCCACCUGGACCUGCGGCCCGGCGAAGGUGAGGACCUGCUGGAGCUGGUGGCCGAGGUUCGGAUUGGGGACAGGGGACCCGUGUCCAGCUUGGUGCCCCGACUCAGGGCCUGGAGGACGGGCAAAACGGUUUCUCUGCACAUGGCCCGGCCGGCCUGUGCCCGCCACCUCCUCACCUUGGGCACCGGGGACGGGGGUCCCGCUCCUCCGCCCGCGCCCUCCUCCGCCUCCUCCUCGCCCUCCCCGUCCCCCUCCUCGUCCUCCCCGUCCCCACCUCCGCCCCCACCGCCCCCGGCCCCGCCCGCGCCCCCGGCCCCCCGCUUCGACAUCUACGACCCCUUCCACCCCACCGACGAGGCCUACUCGCCCCCGCCGGCCCCCGAGCAGAAGUACGACCCCUUCGAGCCCACGGGCUCCAACCCCAGCUCCUCGGCGGGGACCCCCUCCCCGGAGGAAGAGGAAGAGGAGGAAGAAGAGGAGGAGGAGGAGGAGGAGGAAGGCCUGUCCCAGAGCAUCAGCCGCAUCUCCGAGACCCUGGCCGGCAUCUACGACGACAACAGUCUGAGCCAGGAUGUGCCGGGCGAGGGUGAGGAGGAGGAGGAGAAGGAGAAGGAGAGCCCCCGGCCGGACCCGCAGCCCCCGCCGGGGCCGCCACCCCCGCAGCCGCCGCCCACGGGCCCCGGCACCCCGCCGCAGGCCGACUCCACGCGCGCCGAGGCCGCCCCGCGCCGCCGCGUCUUCGUGCUGGGCCCCGAGGCCGAGGCGAGCCGCGAGGGCAAGGUGGCCGUGGAGGUGGUGACGGCGGCGGCGGGCGGCCCCGGCGACUCGGAGAUCGAGGAGGGGGAGAUCGUGCAGCCCGAGGACGAGCCCCGCGUGGCGCUGGCGCUGUUCCGGGGUGCCGGCGGCCGGGCGCCGCGCCCCGCGCCCGGCCCCGCGCCGCCCCCCGCCCCGCCGCCCGCGCUGCGGCCCGCCGAGGGCGACGACUUCCUCUCGCUGCACGCCGAGUCGGACGGCGAGGGCGCCCUGCAGGUGGACCUGGGGGAGCCCGCGCCCGCGCCCCCCAACAGCGCCGCCAACGACGCCCGCUGGGCCGGCCUGGACCUGCGCCGCAAGAUCCUCACGCAGCGGCGGGAGCGCUACCGGCAGCGCUCGCCCUCGCCGCCCGCCGGCGGGCCGCCCGCGCCCGGCUCAGGGUCAGGACCGGGCCCGGGCCCGGCCAGCGGCUCCUCGGCCUCCCGCAAGAAGUCGCGGCGCGAGCGCAAGCGCAGCGGCGACGCCAAGGAGGCCGCGGCCUCGGCGUCCUCGUCCUCGUCCGGGCCGGCCGCGCCGCUGGCCCCGCCGCCGCCCCCCGCCUCGGCCUCCGCCUCCAACGCCGCCGCCUGGGACUCCAAGAAGCACCGCGCCCGCGAGCGCAAGCCCGGCUCCUCCGCGCACGCCUCGGCCUCCUCCCGCCGCCGCUCCCGCACGCGCACCCGCACCCGCUCGCGCUCCCGCUCGGCCCACCGCCGCCGCCGCGCCUCCCGCAGCAGCACCGAGCGCCGGCGGGGCAGCGGCCGCCGCUCCCGCUCCCGGGAGAAGCGGCGGCGGCGGCGGCGCUCGGCCUCCCCGCCGCCCGCCGCCACCGCCUCCUCCUCCUCGUCCUCGCGGCGCGAGCGGCACCGCGGCAAGCACCGCGACGGCGGCGGCAAGAAGAAGAAGAAGCAGCGCUCCCGCUCGCGGGGCGACAAGCGCGGCGGCGACGGCGACAAGGGCCCCGCGGCCGGGCCCGCCGCCUGCAGCUCCGCCGCCCCGCUGGGCGCCGAGCGCGACCACCACCACCGGCGCCGCGGGGCCGUGCCGCCGUCCAUCCAGGACCUCACGGACCACGACCUGUUCGCCAUCAAGCGGACCAUCACCGUGGGCCGGCCCCUGGACAAGGCCGACGCCCGCGGCCCCUCGCCCGGCCCCGCCGCCUCGCCCCGCCGGGAGGUGCUGUACGACUCGGAGGGGCUGAGCGCCGAGGAGCGGGGCGGCAAGGCCGGCGACCGCGACAGGGACCGCGACCGCCGCCGGCCCGGCGUGGCCGCCUCGUCGUCGUCGUCCUCGUCGCGGGACAAGGGCUCCCGGCGCAAGGCGCUGGACGGGGCCGAGCGCGACCGGGAGCGGGGCUCCAAGAAGGCCCGGCCGGGCAAGGAGUCGGCGCUGGCCCUGUCCGGCAGCGUGGCCAAGCCACCCGGCGGCAGCAGCAGCGGCGGCGGCUCCGGGUCGUCCUCGUCCUCCUCGUCGUCCUCGUCGCGCAAGGUGAAGCUGCAGUCCAAGGUGGCCGUGCUGAUCCGCGAGGGCGUCAGCAGCACCACGCCCGCCAAGGACGCGGCCGGCGCCGGCCUGGGCUCCAUCGGGGUCAAGUUCAGCCGCGACCGCGAGAGCCGCUCCCCUUUCCUCAAGCCCGAGGAGCGGACCCCGGCCGAGGUGGCCAAGGCCACCCCGGGCAGCGCCAAGCCCAAGAAGGCCAAGGUCAAGGCCAAGACGGGGGCCAAGAAAGCCAAGGGGACCAAGGCCAAGACCAAGGCCACCAAGACCCGCAAGAAGGGGCGCAGCGGGCCGGGCAGUGCGGGCAGCGGCCCGGGGACCCUGAAGAAGUCCCGCGCGGACAGCUGCAGCCAGGCCGCCGGACUCAAGGGCGCCGACGAGGCCUGGUCCGGGGAGGAGCGUGCCAAGGCCCCCAGCACGCCGCCCCCCAAAGCCACGGCGCCCCCGCCCGCACUCACGCCGGACUCCCAGACGGUCGACAGCAGCUGCAAGACCCCCGAGGUCUCCUUCUUGCCCGAGGAGGUUUUGGAGGAGGCCGGGAUGCGUGGUGGGGGGGAGGAGGAGGAGGAGGAGGAAGAAGACGAGGAGGAAGAGGAGGAGGAGGAGGAGCAGCAGCAGCCGGCGACCACCACGGCCACCAGCACGGCCGCCGCCGCCCCCAGCACAGCCCCCAGCGCUGGCUCCACGGCCGGGGACUCGGGCCCCCUGGAGGACGGGCCCGCUCGAGCCCCGCAGAUGCCCGCAUUGGCCCCGCCCAUGCCCUGGAACCUGCCAGCGGGUGUGGACUGCACCACCAGUGGCGUCCUGGCCCUGACUGCACUUCUUUUCAAGAUGGAAGAAGCCAACCUGGCGAGUCGGGCCAAGGCCCAGGAGCUGAUCCAGGCCACCAACCAGAUCCUCAGUCACAGGAAGCCCCCCUCGGGUCUGGUGACACCGGCUCCCGUGCCCACGACGCUGGGCCUGCCCCCUGGGCCUAGCUACUUGCUCCCUGGCAGCCUCCCCUUGGGGGGCUGCGGCUCCACCCCUCCCACCCCCACCGGGCUGGCUGCAGCCUCUGAGCGGAGGGAGGGCAGCAGCAGCUCAGAGGGACGUGGAGACACGGACAAGUACCUGAAGAAGCUGCACACGCAGGAGCGGGCGGUGGAGGAGGUGAAGUUGGCCAUCAAGCCCUAUUACCAGAAGAAGGACAUCACCAAGGACGAGUACAAAGACAUCCUGCGCAAGGCCGUGCACAAGAUCUGCCACAGCAAGAGCGGCGAGAUCAACCCCGUGAAGGUGAGCAACCUGGUGCGUGCCUACGUCCAGCGCUACCGCUACUUCCGCAAGCACGGCCGCAAGCCUGGGGACCCGCCCGGACCCCCGAGGCCGCCCAAGGAGCCAGGGCCCCCCGACAAGGGUGGGCCCGGCUUGCCCUUGCCCCCUCUCUGAGCCCCACGCAGUCCCCCUCUUUGCCGCCGCCUUGAAAUUCUGGACAUAUUUAUGGCUCCACCUCCCCACCUCCCCCCCCAAGUGGGACGAUGGGGGAGUCGCUGCGAGGAAGAGGAGAGCCCCCAACCCCCUGCCCCCCAUGCCCUGCGUCCUGGUCCCCCCAUCCCGGUCCCAUGCCCACCCACCCCCCAUUCGUGCCCUGCCCUGUUUCAUUAAAGAUUUCAUGAAAUGUU